AUGGCAAACAUUGUACUCCCUCUCUCCUCCCUUCUUCUCGCUGCUGGCGCCAUGGCGGCCAUUGGCCCAGUCACUGACCUUCAAAUCACCAAUGUGGAGCUGGCACCAGACGGCUACACUCGCGACACCGUGUCUGCUGGAAGCGUGUUCCCAGGCCCGCUCAUCACGGGAAACAUGGGUGACACUUUCCAGAUCAACGUCAUCGACGAACUGUCUGACAGUAAUAUGCUCAAGACAACGUCGGUGCAUUGGCAUGGUCUAUUCCAAUCUGGUACCACAGGCAUGGACGCAGGUGUUGCUUUUGUUAGCGAAUGCCCCAUUGCACCCAACAACUCCUUCACAUACGACUUCAGCGUACCCGAUCAAGCAGGAACAUUUUGGUACCAUUCGCAUCUUUCUACUCAAUACUGCGAUGGCCUGCGUGGUCCUAUGGUCAUCUAUGACCCUAACGACCCGCACGCAUCGCUGUAUGAUGUUGACGAUGACACUACCAUCCUGACUCUCGCGGAUUGGUACCACGUUUUUGCCCCAGAUGCUGGUUUGGUUCCGACGGCCGAUGCUACUCUCAUCAACGGCCUCGGUCGUUACGCAGACGGUCCGGCAUCGGACCUUGCGGUUAUCACGGUCGAGUCAGGCAAGAGGUACCGCAUGCGUAUGAUCAACAUGGCCUGCGAUCCCAACUACACCUUCUCCAUCGAUGGGCACACCAUGACCAUCAUUGAAGCCGACGGUGUCAACGUCGACCCACUGGGUGUGGACUCGAUUCAGAUCUUCGCUGGUCAACGCUACUCCUUCGUUCUCGAGGCCAACCAGACCGUCGACAACUACUGGGUCCGCGCACUCCCAAGCGCGGGUACCACGUCCUUUGACGGCGGUCUCAACAUGGCUAUCCUCAGGUACUCUGGUGCCGACGAAAUCGACCCAACAACGAACCAAACUACGAGCACCAUGGCCCUUGCCGAGACGGACCUCCACACUCUUGGCGCGACUGCGGUAGCUGGGACUGCUGAGCAGGGCGGUGCCGACGUUAACUUGAACUUGGCUGUCGCUUUCGAUGCUACCGCCUUGCAGUUCACUGUGAACGACGUUCCCUUCACCCCUCCCACCGUCCCCGUCCUCCUCCAGAUCCUGUCUGGAUCGAAGUCAGUCCAAGAGCUCCUUCCAUCCGGUAGUAUCUACACCGUUGAGAGGAACAAGACCAUCGAGGUCUCUAUUCCUGCCGGUGCGGCGGGCGGUCCUCACCCUCUGCACCUUCACGGCCACGUCUUCGAUGUCAUCCGGAGUGCAGGCAGUGAUACCUAUAACUACGUGAACCCCGUCCAACGCGACGUCGUCUCUAUGGGCGUAGAUGGCGAUAAUGUUACCAUCCGGUUCACUACCGACAACCCUGGCCCCUGGAUCUUGCACUGCCACAUCGACUGGCAUCUUGAGGCCGGGUUCGGUAUAGUCUUCGCAGAAGACGUCAACAACACCGCGUCUGCUAAUGUCGACACCAGCGCGUGGGACGAUCUCUGUCCUAUCUACGACGGGCUUACCUCGGACCAGCUCUAA
Molecule: messenger RNA, 1551 nt
Organism: Stereum hirsutum FP-91666 SS1
Lineage: Eukaryota; Fungi; Basidiomycota; Agaricomycetes; Russulales; Stereaceae
Gene: Shlcc7
Product: laccase T2 copper depleted
Exons: 14
Coding region: 1-1551 (516 amino acids)
Molecular function (GO): oxidoreductase activity; copper ion binding
Source: RefSeq, a predicted model, not a curated record